CAUAAGGGCCAAUUAAAAUUAUCCUUUAUAACUGAAACUCACAGAAAAAUAUUCAAUAGUUUGCACUACAACUUCACCAUUUUAGAACAUCAUUAAUUAGAAAAUGAUGCAAUUCAUAUGUAAUUAAUAAUCCUGUGAUAUGUUUUUUGUGAAUGAAGCAUGUUGAAAUUUCUCUUCUUCAUAAUCAUAAAAGGCACAGGUAACAGGAAUUACGAACUGGUUUUAAAUGAUUUUUAAUGCCUUUUUUCAGUCAAUAUCCACCUGUGUUAUACCCUGUCGUUGAAUCAUUAUUAUGGUAUGGAAAGGUUUUCUGUUUGUGAAGAUGUGGAAUAUUUUAAGUGACACAGUUUAUAUACAUACAGUGCAUUGACAUAUUGAGAAAAUUAAUAGCCUAAAAUUUGAUGGCAACAAGUGCUUAAACUUGUUUUGUUAAAAUGUCAAUUUUAUAUGCUGACCAUGUGCACAUAAAAAGUGACAAAUAUUCAUCGUACCUUUUAGUUGCAAAGUCAGUUAAGCAGUUAUAUGUACGUCUCAAAGCUUGUUGUUUUUGUAAAGAAGGUGAUGUUGGAUCUGAAUCACCUUAAGUUGAUUUUUUUUGCAAAAAAAAGAUUCAUUGACAACUAAUCUUCAAGAAAUAUCUCGAUUUGAUUGAUCCGCAAAAAUUAAUCUUUGGGAAAUAAGUCCUUAUGGAAAUUGGGGUCAAUAUCCAGAUGUGAACUAUGAUUUUGAAAUUUUACAUAAAAUUUUAUGCAGAAUUUUAUUUUUAUGAAAAGAUGUAUAAAUCACAUGUAUGCCAUCAGGUAAAAGAGUGGAUACAUUGCCGAAAACUGCUAUCAAAUCAUGGAAGAUUCUUUUCACCUUUUUGUUGCAAAAUACACAAUCAAAACAAUAUUAUAAAACCUGAAAAGCAUGUGGAAAUCCCAAAAGAAGAUCUCUUCACGUUUUUCUUGAGGAGAACAGAAGGAUAUGCUGACAGAGUCGCCAUGGUUGAUUGUAUUUCUGGUGACCAGAUGACAUUUAGAGAGCUUACCAAGAGAUCUAAACAGGUCUCAUCAUUCUUUCAAGAAAAAGGCUACCAGCGAACUGACCAUGUUACAAUUCACGUUCCAAACUGCAUCAACUAUCCCGCAGUAAUGCUGGGAACACAAGCGAGUGGUAUGGUAUUCACAACAGCAAAUCCUUAUGCCACUGAAAAUGAAUUAAAUACUCAACUUAAGUAUUCCGAAAGUAAAGUUUUGUUUACAAAUAAAAGCUUGCUUAAUUCAGCCAGAAAAGCUGUUGAAAGUACAGAUGUGAAUUAUCUUGUGUUGAUGGACGAUGCAUCUUGCAGUGAUAGUGGGGUCCUGUGUUUAUCAGACAUUUUAGAAAAUCGAGAAUAUAGAAAUCAAAGAAACAACGUUUACAUUGAUCCAGCCAAUGAUAUUGCUGCAAUGCUCUACUCAAGUGGUUCCACAGGCGUCCCUAAAGGAGUUUUAAUAAGUCACCGUAGUAUGGUAGCUAAUGUGUUGCAAGUACUUGAUGAUAAAACGUAUAAAUUUCAAACUGAUAUCUUGUGUGUGCUACCAAUGUUUCAUGUUUAUGCUCUUCAGUAUGUGAUGUUCACUCAUUUAUGUGGAGGGUAUACCAUCCAUACGCUGCCUUCGUUUACUCCAGAGACGUUUUUAUCGGCAAUAGAACAAUACACAAUCCAAAAACUUCCCAUUGUGCCACCCUUGGCCUUGUUUUUGUUGAACCAUCCAAUGGUUCAGAGUUAUGACUUAUCUUCCCUACAGAAUAUUAUGAUUGGAGCUGCUCCUGUAUAUGAAAAUGUAAUCAAUGAUUUUUCAAAGAAAUUCCCAAACGUCAUUCUUCAGCAAGGUUUCGGGCUAACUGAGGCACUUAUAACACAUAUCCAGGCUGAAGAUCCUUCAUCACAUCGACCUGGUGCAGCAGGAAAAGUUAUGUGUAAUACUCAAUGGAAGAUAUCUUGUAUUAAUACUGGUAAGGCUUUACCAGCAUUUGAAAAGGGCGAAGUUUGUCUGAAAGGACCCACCGUUAUGAAAGGUUAUCACAAGGAUGAAGAGAAAACAAAAGCAUGUUUGAGUCAAGAUAGAUGGUUAAGAACUGGUGAUUGGGGAUACCAUGAUGGGGAAGGAAGACUGUUUGUUGUUGAUCGUUUAAAUGAACUGAUAAAAUACGAAAAUGUUUUUAUUGAACCAGUUGAACUCGAGGACGUACUAACUAGCCAUGAAGAAAUCAAAGAUAGCUGUGUGAUCGGUGUUCCAAAUGAGCUCUGCGGUGAAGUACCUAUAGCAUACGUGGUGAAGCAGGAAAAUUCAACUCUUACUGAAGCAGACGUACAAAGUUUUGUGGACGGGAUUGUAUCACCCCAUAAAAAGCUCCGUGGAGGAGUAAAAUUCGUAAACAGUCUUCCUCGUUCUUCGUCUGGAAAGUUGCUAAGACAUGUCCUUAAACAUCAGUACAUGUCAUGAUGAUGUUAUUUUAGGGAGUGUAGCAAUGAUAAACGGUAAUUUUUAUGAAUAUUUGUCUUUCUGCGAUCGACUUCAAAAUAAAAGCACAUGUUUACUGCAUCGUAAGGGAUUUUUAAAGACUACCUUGAGGGAAGAAAUUAUUGCGCACGAACAAGAUUGCGGGAUUGCGAAUUUGGCCAAAAGCGAAUUUGGCCAAAAUUCGCAUUCUUUUCUUCCGGAAUUUCUAGCGAGGAGUAGCAAUUUGCAAUCUUUUCUUCCGCAAUCCCUAGAAAAAUUACGCAAUUUUUAAUCUUUUACAAUCAAAUUUUGUCGAUUUCCAUGAAAAAGACGAGUUGUUUCUGUCGUUGUUUUGCUCAAUUAUUUGCAUCAAAAGAAAUUUUUAAAGGAAUGAAACGUAAUAACCAAAAAGAUUUACAAGUGAUUUCGUGGAAAAGUUCAUGGAUCAUUGCUUUCAUUCGCAAUUUUAAAUUUCGCAAUUUCUUGACACAAUAUCACAUUAACAAUCUCUAAAUCCCCAAUUUACCAUGAAUCCGCAACCUUUAAUUUUGCAAUCUUUUCUUGGGCAAACUUUUCUUCCCCUAAGGUAAAAAGUUGCUCGAAAAAAUUCACCCCUUACAUGCAUUGAUAUUGAUAUUGUUGAAUUUCUGUAAUUUAUUUUUAUGUUUUACGUUUAUAAAUUUUUUUAAAGUACUGUUUCUAAUAGAAUAGGGGGGAUUGCUUUAAGAGGUUUAAAAAAAUUUAUAAAACCUAAAAAGGAAGUUAUUAGUAGCGCUGUUGUUUUGAGAGGCCUAGUACGGGGGUGGAAACUCGUAUCAAAAAUUAUUCGUAGGAAUAAGAAGAAAAAUAUUUGAAAAUUUAUUUAGCGGCUGGCUAUUAGCGAGAAAAAAAUUUCGUACAUAUAUCGUCUUUGUAAUUUUCUAACUUAUUUUCAUAAACGCUGCAUACCACGCUGUAUAUAUUUUUUAAAAUGAAUAUUUAAAUUACA
Molecule: messenger RNA, 3456 nt
Organism: Hydractinia symbiolongicarpus
Lineage: Eukaryota; Metazoa; Cnidaria; Hydrozoa; Anthoathecata; Hydractiniidae
Exons: 7
Coding region: 720-2471 (583 amino acids)
Molecular function (GO): CoA-ligase activity
Source: RefSeq, a predicted model, not a curated record